This is a messenger RNA of Stegastes partitus (bicolor damselfish), 5623 nucleotides long. It is a transcript of the gene cgna, whose product is annotated as cingulin a. Bases 71 to 3622 code for a protein of 1183 amino acids. Lineage: Eukaryota; Metazoa; Chordata; Actinopteri; Pomacentridae. The transcript is spliced from 21 exons. Gene Ontology annotation, molecular function: microtubule binding. The record is from RefSeq and is a predicted model, not a curated record. Gene Ontology annotation, biological process: microtubule cytoskeleton organization. Gene Ontology annotation, cellular component: myosin complex; bicellular tight junction.
GGACCGAGACUGAAGGAGAAGCCGAGGAACAAGUUGGGAAAAAGAGCGUCCUUGCUGCUCUGCUACCAGCAUGAGCGCACCGUCUUCAGGCCGGAAGACUCCGGUGGACCACGGCGUCCAGAUCCGCUUCAUCAACGAUCUCCACGACACUGGUGGAGGGCAGCCUGGGUCCCAGCCCAAGAAAAAGAUCCACAAUAAAUACGGCGUCGCAGUGAGGGUGCAGGGGAUCGCCGGGCAGCCAUACGUGGUCCUGAAGGACGGCCAGAAGGGGGAUUCGUACGGGGUCCAGCUCAGGACCCAUUACCCCUCCGGCUUCAACAGCCUUCCCCGCAGCAGAGACAAGCCAGAACCAGGAACCGAGGGGGCAGAUGUAGGAGGAGGAGGGCAGGCGGGAGCUCUACGUCGGGCUCAGUCGCAUGGGUCGCUGCUGGACAGGGAUGGCAACGAGGAUUUUCAGCUGUCUAGACCACCAGGGGAUGGGAAGUCUGGUAGUUACGGCAAUCUGGAUGCAGGAAUUGGAGUAAGGGGGGACAGAGAGCAGAGCUGGCCUGCCAGGAGUAGAGAUGGGAGCAUGGAGAGGAAUAUGUGGGAUGGUUCGUAUCAGACAGGGCUGGACCGAUCAGCGAGGGACCACCAGUCACACCCUGAACCUCCCCAACAAGCAAACCACGCGAAUCAGCGCCCUGUCAACAGACUGAAGAACAAGUUCGAUGCCGGCGGCCAACAGAGAGGAAGAGCGACAUCUCCUCUUGUCACCCACAACUCCUACACAUCGCCUCCGUCCUCAAAUCACAGCAGCUUGGGACGCAACCAGGUCGCCAGAGCUCCGGGACACUCAGCCAAUCAGUGGGCGUCGGAGGAAACUCCAAGUCUGACCGAGGCACAAGUGACCCCUGACCUUUUGCUGGACCAGGGUCACAGUGCAGAGAUGAGCAGCGAGGAUGAGGAGCAGCUCACGCAGAUGAUAUACAACAUCCUGAGACAAGGGAGCAGCGAGAGUGAUGUUAUCAUCCGGCACAAAGUCAAGAUCAUCUGUCAGAAGAUUCCAAACACAAAGCCCACAGAAAGCCCCAGAGAGGAGUGGAUUAGAGAAAAAAGGGAGCUUGAGACAAAGGUGGCCAAACUACAAACCGCCCUGCAGGAAGAAAGGAGGGACUCUGUUAGCAACUCGGAUCCCGCUCUGAAAGCCGAGCUAGAGUCCUGUCUGGAUGAAAACGUGCAGCUGCAGGAGACGCUGGGCCGCAAGCAGAAGGAGUUGAAUGAAACACAAUCAGAGCUGACUCAGCUGCGAAUGGAUCGGGAGAACGCAGAGACUCGGGUCAGGACGAUGGAGGACCAGCUGGCCGAGCUUCAAGAUGAACUGAGAAGAGAGAACGGCAACAAGACGGACCUGAUGUCCUGUCAAACGCAGCUGAUGGAGGUCUGCCAGCUGAAGCAGAAGCUGGAGGAGACGCUGAGGCAGCGAGAGAGGGAGCUCACAGCGUUGAAAGGCGCUCUGAAGGAAGAGGUGGCGUCUCACGACAAAGAGAUCGAGGCCCUCCGAGAGCAGUACAGCGUCGACAUGGAGAAGCUCCGCGGCAGCAUGGAGCAGGUGUCUCAGUCUCACGCGGGGAUCGAGGCCGAGCGGCUGCGUGUGAAUGCAUCGGUUCGCACUCUGCAGCAGCAGCUGGAGGACUGUCGAGAUGAGAGCAGCCACUGGAUGGAGCAGUUUCACACCACCAGAGAUGAGCUGCGAACGGCUAAACAAGAAGAGCCACCCAGCAACCCUGAAACACAACUCCUGCAAACCCGUCUAGAGAAAGAGGAGUUUGAGGAGGAGCUGAAGGAGGUCCGGGAUAAAGUGAGCACCAUGAAGCAGCAGAUGCCAGAUCCCAGCCACACGCAGACUCUCAACCAGGAGCUGCAGCGAUGCAACGCCGACCUGCAGAAGACCAGAUCUGAUUUGGAGAAGCAGAGGACAGAGUACGACAAGAAGAUCAUGGAGGUCAUCUCCAUAAAGAAGUCUCACCAGGACCAGGAGGCUGAACUGAAGUACGAAAUUGACCGGCUCAAGGACCAGCUACAGCGAGCCAAGGAUGACUUCAGCAAGGCACAAGAGAAAAACAAACGGCUCCCAGACCCAGCCACCAUCACAGAGCUGGAGCAGAAGCUUGGAGAUGCACAAAGUGAAGCUCGCCAGCUCAAAGAGAAACUCUCGUCGGCUGAAGACGAGCUGGAGUCCAGCAAAACACGUCUGAGUAGAGCUCAGAUAGACUUGAAUUCUCUGCAAGACGCCCAGCAGGAGCAGGAGGAGGCCAACGCUCGUCUCAAAGAGAAGCUCUCCAGAUUAGAGGCGCAGCUGCAGACCAACGCCACGGAGAGCUCGGAGGCGGAGCUCGCCCUCCACGCCGAGGUCAGAGGUCUGAGGUCUGAGCUGGACGAGGCCAAGAGGAAAGCUUCCAGAGCGAAUCAGGAGCAACGCGAGCUCAGCCGGCGUCUGGAGGAGUCAGAGAAGGACAAGGACACGCUCAAACAGACUGUCAGCCAGCUGGAGGAGACCAAACGUCAGCAGGAGAGAAGUCUGGAGAAGCUCACCAAGGAGUGUGAUUCUCUGAACGCCUCCUCCAGAGAGGAGACGCAGGUUCUCAGGGUUCAGCUGGAGGAGCAGAGGGAGAGGGCACGCAAGGAAAUGCAGGAGGCGCAACGGCAUGGAAACGACGCUCAGUCGGAGCUGGAAAGAACCAACAUUAGUCUGAGGAGGCUGGAGGAAGAAAUGUCACGACAGAAGAAGGAGCUGCUGCUGGUUUGCGAGGAGAGAGACAACCACCAGCUGGAUAAAGAGCUCCUCACCAACAGACUGCGACACCUCGAAGGAGAAGUCGAAACCGGCAAGAACAGCCUCAACGAGAAAAGCCGGGAGGUUCGCAUCCUGGAGGACAAGCUGAAGCGUUUGGAGCUGGAGCUGGAGGAGGAGAAGAGCAGCGCAGAGAUGAUGACGGACCGAGUGGCCAGGAGCCGAGACCAGAUCGAUCAGCUUCGCUCUGAGCUCAUGCAGGAGAGAUCCUCCAAACAGGACCUGGAGCUGGACAAGAACGCCAUGGAGAGACACCUGAAGGAGUUGAGGAGUCGAGUCGCCGACAUGGAGGGCCAAUCUCGGUCCUCGGCCGGAGUCUCACAGCUGGAGAACAAAGUCCAGGAGCUGGAGGAUCGUCUGCGUGCUGAAGACAGAGAGAAAAGCACGAUGUUGGCGUCGCAGCGUCGACUGGAGAGGAAGCUGAAAGACCUCAACAUGACGCUGGAUGAGGAGAGGCACACACACAGCGAGCAGAGAGACCAGCUUUCUCUGAGAGUGAAGGCCCUGAAGAGGCAGGUGGACGAAGGCGAGACUGAGCUGGAGAGGAUCGACGGCCUGAGGAGGAAAGCUCAGAGAGACAUGGAGGAGCAGAUGGAGCUCAAGGAAGCCUUGCAGGCCCGAGUCUCGGCUCUGGAGACGGAGCUCAAGAGGAAAGCUCAGGCAGCGAUGCGUCCCGCUUUGGAUUCAUCGGCCCUGAGCUCGGACGACGACGACAACGACAGCCUGUACGAUUCCUCCGCCAUCACCUCCAUCCUCACCGAGAGCAACCUGCAGACCAGCUCGUGCUGAAGCCGGGCGACGCCGGAGGGAAGUGGGCCGCUCUGUAGGCCGGGAGCGAAGCCAAAAAGGCAGAACGGUAUGCAGCGCAGACAAUGAGGGAGGGUCUGGGAGGUAGAUCCCACGCUGAGGUUAACAGGGGACUGAUUUUCCACAGCAGAGUGAAUGGAAGGAAACAAACACAUCCUCAGCGUUUCAGGGAAUUUCCUCCAAGUCUACGAUAUUCACAGAUGCUCUCCACGGUACAGCUGUAAGAACGAAAGCGUUUAAUUGGUCUCGAAACACUGGCAGCGUCGUGUUUUUGUUUUUUCACAGCUGGUUAAAGGUUCCUGCUUCAAUAAAAGAGUCAAAGUAAAACUGCCAAAAUGUAGAAAAAUGCAGCUGAUAAACAAGAGAAAGAAAGAGAAACUAAAACAUGACAGUUCAGAGGAACAUACUGUACCUGUUGCUCUGCUACAUUUACGCGUAUUCAGAUUAACAAUCCAAAAGAUUGCACCUCAUUAUGAGGUUAAAAUAAAACUUUAUUGAUCCCCAUACAGACUAAAAUUUACAAAAUACUCACCUUUACCAGCACAGCAUCAGUGCAUCAAUAAUUAUAAUCCAUAUACGUGAUUCUUAUAUGGACCAUUCUGCUUAAAGAGUACUUUUGGUGCUUUUGCUGUUGAAUGCAGGACUUUCACUUGGAACAGAGCAUUUCUACACUGUGAUAUUUGGUACUUUAGAUAAGAUCUGAUGUAAUAUAAACGAGUUUUGACGCUAAUUAAACUGACAAAUCCACAUCAUGCACUUGGUACACUAAAUAUCAUGAGGCACUACACUACGGGCUAGUGCAGCUUCCAGAAAAUAACAUAAGUAGGAUAUACCUCUUACACUCUUGUGGUACAAAUUCACUGUCGGACCAUUUCAGGGUCAAGCACUUCUGUGAAAAACAUAAUCACUAUAAUAUUCUCAUCGUUCCCUGGUGUCGACGGUUUACACGCUUGGUUUCCUCUGUCAACACCCGACUGAACCUGUGACUUCUUUAACACGCACUGCAUCGAAAUUCAAGAGAACUGCUGGACCGGUAAUACUGCAAACAAUAUCGCAUUUCAUCGUUAACACUGUCACUAACAUCGGUUGAAGCACUGCAGAGCUCCUACUGAAUGAAAUCUGGAGUUUGUUCACUGAAAACAAAAACUAAAAUCUAUAUUUUUGUGUGUAUUUGUAGCCGUGGAAUACGUCCCGUCCCUGAGGGUAGUUUGGGACAAGAGUUUACUGCACCGUCCAGUCUUUAAUGUCACAUAAUAAGAGACAAAUAUGCUGAAUUAUACAGUAAUGGAGCACAAAAAUAGCAUCUAAAUUUUUUAUUUUUUUUUAAGUUCUGCUUCCAAACUAAUGUUAAAUCCUACAAAUGUGUUGGAAAGUUCAUGUUUCACUAAAGGAUUCCUUUAGACUUGCCUGGUAAGUCUAUAUUUUCUGUAUUUUCAGCAGUUUCCUGAUGACUGUACGAGUUGUUUUUUGUGGUUUAUAAGUGAGCUGUCUGCUCAAAACAUGACUGACUGGUCGUUUUUGGACCUUUAAAAUCAAAUGAAUGGCCAAAAGGUCUUCUGUCGACGUGACACUUCAAAAUAUUUCUAGAAGCUGCGCAAUUUCUAUGCAUUCCUGUAUGUUAAGUUGGUAAAAUCUAUCAUUUCAAUGCCUUAAAAAUGUUCAGAGAUAAUUUGUAAUUGACUUCUUGUAAGAAUGAUUUUUUUUUUGUAAAAUGUAUUUAACAUUUGUAGAUUUUUCCAGAGCUGAUUUUUGUAAACACUUUGAGCAAUCAGUUGAAGUUGUAAUACAUUUUCCUUUAAUGUAAUGUUUGUUCAAAUGAUACUGAAUAUGAUUUGUUAGUAAAAAGAUGUUAAAUUUAAUUUACGUCAGUAUAUGAUGUAAUCGUUGACUGGAAGGAAAUCACACCGACUGUACUGAAGAAAAUAGAUCUGUUUUUCUAUUACACAAUAAUUUAGUUACAAUAAAUAUAUUAAGUUAAAUUGA